AUGAUGUUAGACUCCUUUAAGAAAGACUCAGUGUCUGGUCAUAUAUACUCACUGCCGCAAGGUAUCGAAGUGAUUUGUGACAACAAGAAAGAACAUGGUAUCUUGGAGGUCAGAUCGAAGGCAACAGCACACUACCGAGUCUCAAGAGGCGGUCACAGAAUUAUUCUAUGGAACAAUUCUCCCAUAACUAACCCUCUUGAAAGCGACAAGAAAUUUCGAAAAGAGAAGAAAAGACUGGAGAAACACAUUGCCAGCGUUUUCGAAGGCAAAGGGAGGGGAUUAUUUUCGAUUGACUUCAGCCAAUGCGAGGUGAAGACAAACAUGAUCAAUCAAUGCCAGAUUUCCAGUUACAUUCCGAAUUGUUUCAAUCCAAUCGUCUUUCAACCAUUCGCCUUUUUUAUAGAUGGCGUAAGAUCAGGCGGUGCGUAUUUCACGGUAUCGUCGACCCUUCCUCUUCAAAGCGAGAAAACAAUUAAUUUGAAGUGCCACGCCGUCCAGAAAGUUAUCACUGGUUUAUGUCUUCGUCCAAACUUGCUAAUGAUAACCGAGAAAGGUGAUUAUGCCGAUCUGGUUGAUAUGAUCCACUUGAACGUCCCCCAGUUUCAGGAAAAGAAGAUAGUCGACUUCAAGAAAAUCGAUGGAAUACAUCCUUACGAGACGGCAAACGUGGAGAUGCUGCAGAAUCUUUUGCCUUUUUUCACUACUAUUUCUCAAACUGGAUCACCUGCCCUGUUUUUUCACUUACCCCUCACAGAGUUCCUCAUUCACGGAAUAAGCAUAUUCUUGGCAGGAAACAUGACCCUUGAAGCACUCGAUGUUUACGCCAACCUCCUUGUCAACUACGCAUCAGGACUGCAGCGGAAGCUGUUGGCAUGCCUAGAGAAUGUGAUCAUUCAGUUUAGUUCGCCUCUUGAAGCCUUAGUCCAAAGUAUUGCUCUUUCCGAGGGUUCGUUUACCCGGCAGUUUUUUCAAAAUAUUGGCAUACCACUAGGGCAGGAUAAACCCGACAGAAACUUGGGGAGAGAAGUUGCAUAUGUGGCCUUGCAAUACCUGAAAGCGCAACCGGGAAUUGCUGGACUCGCGUGGACGACGAUAAGUGAACAGGUUCUGCAAGAUGGACGAGAUCUUUCCCUAAAGUGUCUUACUGAUUGGAGCAACAGUGUCCACGUUGCUAUACAGUCUUUUGGAUCAUUGGAUGGUGAGGUGGCGGUCGUUGAUGAUUCUUGGGAAAGACGGAUUACCAUUGCCUUUAAGAAGUAUUUCCAGGCUGACUCUUGGCCGUCAGUUCUCUGUUUUCACUGGUUAAUGCCUCUAGGAAUGCAGUCAGUUUCUUCUCUGUGUGAUUUACCCGUCAAUCCAGAUGGUGAACGCUGGUCUAUAACGGAAAUACAGGCGAUGAUCCGUGAAUCGAGCAACCGAAUCUCAAAACAUGGAGUUUGUUAA
This is a messenger RNA of Paramuricea clavata, 1443 nucleotides long. Lineage: Eukaryota; Metazoa; Cnidaria; Anthozoa; Malacalcyonacea; Plexauridae. The record is from the annotation of a GenBank genome assembly.